Molecule: messenger RNA, 180 nt
Organism: Dictyostelium purpureum
Lineage: Eukaryota; Evosea; Eumycetozoa; Dictyosteliales; Dictyosteliaceae
Exons: 2
Coding region: 1-180 (59 amino acids)
Source: RefSeq, a predicted model, not a curated record
AUGAGAAAUAAAGCAAUACCAAUUAGUUGUAGAUCAUUUCAAUCAACUAUUGAACACCACCAUUAUAUGCAGCAACAAAGAGAGCAUCAGACAACACCAAAGACAGAAUAUAAUGUAAAUGGUAUAAAUAAAGCAUUAAAUCAGUUAAUAUUCCCCUACUGUGAUAUUUUUACAAUUUAA